AUGGCGGAUCUUGAUUUGCUCACGCUCUUGCUCAACCAACCAGACAUCAAGCUAAACGGCCGGAACGACGACGGGUUCACAGCUCUGCAUGAAGCCACAACCCGCGGGUACCUGUCCGUUGCCAAGCUGCUCCUCGCUGCGCCAGAGGUGGAUGCAAAUGUGGGAGAUACAUGUGGGCGGACCGCACUCUGGUGGGCGACGAAGCGCUCUGACGAGAUUCUGACAAAGCGGCUGCUAUGCGAAGACGACCUCGAUCUUAAUGUUGUAGGCCGGGAUGGAUCAACAUCCCUCCAUCAUGCGAUCCAGUACCGGAACCGAACCAUAGCACGGCUACUUCUCUGCGAGGAGAGACUGGAUAUCAAUGUACCGGGCAUGACCGGUUGGACUCCACUUGUGUGGGCCGUGCAUCAAGCAGACAUUAACAUGGCCAGACUGUUGCUUGCGAGAGACGAUCUGCAGCUGGAUCCAAUCUGCGCGGGAAACGCAUCGGCACUGGGCCUGGCAGCGGGACGAGGCCACACCAAGAUUGUGAACUUAUUCCUCGAGCACCGGGAUCGCUUGGACAUUAAUCUCCCAACCCUGGCAGGCGAGACCCCACUAUGCCGGGCCGCGGCAGCCGGGCAUCAUGAUGUGGUCGAUCUCCUCCUUCAAGAUCCUCAGCUGGAUGUCAACCGGGCGGACCUCAUUGGACGCAGUCCGCUGUGCUGGGCGGUGUAUGCGGGACAGUUCAACGUUGUGAGACGUUUGCUUCAGGACAGAAGAGUCGUGAUUGAAGGGGAUUACUUCCGGCGACCAGCACUGGCGGCCGCUCAUGAGAUGGGACAUGCAGAAAUUGCUGAUCUUCUUAAAGCAUAUAGACUCGGAUGA
This is a messenger RNA of Aspergillus luchuensis, 867 nucleotides long. RefSeq names its product ankyrin repeat domain-containing protein. The transcript has a single exon. Lineage: Eukaryota; Fungi; Ascomycota; Eurotiomycetes; Eurotiales; Aspergillaceae. The record is from RefSeq and is a predicted model, not a curated record. Gene Ontology annotation, molecular function: protein binding. The coding region runs from base 1 to 867 and encodes 288 amino acids.